Lycium ferocissimum is the source of this 519-nucleotide messenger RNA. RefSeq lists its product as uncharacterized. The transcript is spliced from 2 exons. Gene Ontology annotation, molecular function: RNA-DNA hybrid ribonuclease activity; nucleic acid binding. Bases 1 to 519 code for a protein of 172 amino acids. The record is from RefSeq and is a predicted model, not a curated record. NCBI's taxonomy places the organism in Eukaryota, Viridiplantae, Streptophyta, Magnoliopsida, Solanales, Solanaceae.
AUGAUCCCCAAAGUCGAUAAAGAACUACUCCUCACUUCGGGAACUAGUUCGGGAGUCUGGACCUUAUACACGGACGGUGCUUCCAAUACGAAAGGGUCCGGGUUGUGGAUCAUUCUCAAACCACCAACUGGUGACAUAAUAAAACAAUCUAUUGGAUCUGUUCAUUUGACUAACAAUGAAGCCGAAUAUGAGGCUAUGAUUGCAGGUCUAGAACUAGCAAAGAGCUUGGGAGCCGAAAUCAUUGAGGCCAAAUGCGAUUCCCUCCUGGUGGUCAAUCAAUUGGAUGGUACAUUCGAGGUCAAAGACGACCGGAUGCGGAGAUAUGUAGAAAAGCUACAGGUGGUCCUUCGUAGAUUCAAGGAAUGGACACUCGAUCACGUGCCUGGGGACCAAAAUAAUGAGGCCGAUGCUCUGGCAAACCUGGGAUCAUCGAUAGAAUCGGAAGAGUUUAAUUCUGGCACUGUGGCAUACAUCGAAGUGGACAUCGGAAGCAGCACAAUAGAAGCCGAAAAGUCAUAG